GGAAGCGCCGGGCGGUGCUGAGGAAAGAGUCGCGGGGCGGCUCACUGCGCUGUGUGUAAAGUUUUCUCCGCGGGGGACUGGGUUUACGUGACAAGUUAUCUCUGGAGUUCAAGUGUGAGUUGAAACCAGCCUCAAGUUUCACCUGUCCUCACUGACCCGUGGAUUUCUGUGUGACCAGGUCAGCCCUGAUUCAGUGUGGCUGUGAAUACCAGGAAGCUUGGAUCAUUCAAGCUAUUCGGGAAGCUGAUAACCAUAGAGGGAAAAGAGGUGGCAACAUGACCACUCUUGUGCCGGUUGGUCUGCCCAGAUGUUGCCGUGGAGCAGGCAGAUGAUUGGAAUCAUGCCUGGCUGGAGUUCUGCUGGGCCAGAGUGAAGAGCCCUGUCCUGAGUGCACUGCGGGGAUAAGAGGAGGAGCGUCCUCGUUCUUCCGCUCCCUGUUGCCCAGGAAAACUUACUGUCUGAAGCACAGGAUGGCCACCAUGGUUCUGUCCCCCACUUGUGCUCAGUCUUCCCCGUACCCAGCCUCUCACCAGAAAGGAUGCACAGAGGAGGAAGGGUUGGCUAAUGGCUUCCUGACACACUGGUUACAGGCCUAUGCUCAUCCUUUGAGAUUGAGGGGAAUUCGAUUGCAGGAUGUCACAGUCUCACUGGAAAAGAAAAUCACCUGUGUGUUAGAGGACUUGGUGACUUUCGAGGAUGUGACUGUGGAGUUCACCCAGGAAGAGUGGGCACUGCUGGACCCUUCUCAGCGAACACUGUACAGAGAUGUGAUGCUGGAGAACUGCAGGAACCUGGCUUCACUUGGGUAUCACGUUGAUAAACCCAGUCUGAUCUCUCAGUUGGAGCAAGAAGACAAGGUGAUGACAGAGGAAAGAGGAAUUCUUCCAGGCACCUGUCCAGAUUUGGAGACAGUACUUAAAGCAAAAUGGUUAACUCCUAAGAAACAUGUUUUUAGAAAAGAACAUUCUAAUGGUGUAAAAGUGGAGAGAAGUCAUCUGGGAGUGAAACUCAAUGAAUGUAAUCAGUGUUUUAAAGUCUUCAGCACAAAAUCUAACCUUACUCAGCACAAAAGAAUUCAUACUGGAGAAAAACCCUAUGACUGUAAUCAGUGUGGCAAAUCCUUCAGCAGUAGAUCCUACCUCACUAUUCAUAAGAGAAUACAUAAUGGGGAGAAGCCCUAUGGAUGCAAUGACUGUGGGAAAGCCUUCAAUGAUCCUUCCUCCCUCAGACUGCAUGUGAGAAUCCACACUGGAGAAAAACCCUACGAAUGUAACCAGUGUUUUCAUGUCUUCCGUACUAGUUGUAACCUCAAAAGCCACAAGAGAAUUCAUACGAGGGAGAAUCACCAUGAAUGUAAUCAGUGUGGCAAGGCCUUCAGCACAAGGUCCUCCCUUACUGGGCACAACAGUAUUCAUACAGGAGAGAAACCUUAUGAGUGCAGUGAUUGUGGGAAAACCUUUAGGAAGAGCUCAUAUCUCACACAGCAUAUGAGAACUCAUACUGGAGAAAAACCCUAUGAGUGUAAUCAGUGUGGAAAAUCCUUUAGCAGUAGCUUUUCUCUUACUGUGCACAAGAGAAUUCAUACCGGUGAGAAACCCUAUGAAUGCAGUAACUGUGGGAAAGCCUUUAAUAAUCUCUCAGCUGUUAAGAAACAUGUAAGAACUCACACUGGAGAAAAACCCUAUGAAUGUAAUCAUUGUGGGAAAUCUUUCACCACUAACUCUUACCUUUCUGUGCACAAGAGAAUCCAUAACAGGUGGAUAUGACUACAAUAACUGGGAAAACAUUCACUGAUUUCUUAUCUCUCAGACAACUUGUGAUAACUCACACUAGAUGUAUGAGUUAUCUGUUGCUGCAUAACAAAUUUCCCUUCAAAACAUAGUAGCUUUAAACAACAAACAUAUAUUAUCUAUAGGUCAGGAAUUCAGAACCAGCUUAGCUGUGUAGUUCUAGCUCAGGAUCUCUCAUGAGGUUGUAGUCAAGAUGUCAGCAUGAGCUACUGUCAUCUGCUUUACUGCUGGCUGAGGAGUCCACUUCCAGAAUAGCUCAGUCACAUGCCUGGCAAGUUAGUGCUGGUUGUUGGCAGGGAACCUUCAUUUUCUCACCAUGUAGGACUCUCCACAGGGCUGUGUAUCUUUAUGACAUAGAAGCAGGUUCCUCCCAAAGCAUUUGAUUUAAAGAAGAGCUAAUGCAGAAACCACAGUGUCUUUUAUGACCUAGUCUCAGAAGGACAUAUCAUCACUUAUUCCAUAUUUUAAUGGUCACACAGACCAAUCCUGAUACAGUGUGGGAAAAGACCAUACUCAGUAUGAAUACCAGGAAACAGAUUGUUGGGAACCAUCUGAGAAGUUUUCCAUGAAAUCACUGAUGUAAGGCCUUCAGGAGACCCUCAUUCUUUCAGUCUGUUCAGUAUGAAGUAAUAUUUAAUAACUUUCGUGUUAAUUCACCCGUGAAAGAAACCUCAUGAGUCCAGUCUUUGUGAUAAGCUUUCAGCUCAAAUUCACCCUAAUGUACACAAAAGAUUAAGUAUUAGGUAUAAAUCUGAGGAAUACAGUGGUGAUAUCUAGGGAGUCAUGUGACAAUUCACACUAAGGGGAAAAUCCUAUGAAUAUCAUCAGAAUGUAAAAGUCUUCAGGGACACUCAUCCCUUAGAACACACGUGAGGAAUCACUACAGAGGAACACUCACUCAUAUAAGGAAUGUGGAAAACCCUAUAGCACAAGCGUUUACAUUAUUGAACAGCAGAUGAAGAGAUUCCGAGUGCAAGUACUAUGGGAAAGCCUUCAAUGUUCUCUCAGUUUUUAAGAGAUAUGAUGAUUUAUUCUGGAGAGAAAGUCCCAUUGAAUGGCAUCAGUAUUGGAAAGCCUUCCAUUUUCCCACAUUCCUUAAACUGUGAAAAGUCGUUGCAGAGAAACUUGUGAGUAUAAAGAAUGAGGGAAUGCCUUUAAUGAUAGCUCUUACUUUAGGAAAACUAUUAAAUUCCUGGAUGCAAAACCUGUGGAUUAAUUUUGGGAAAUCUUUGGGUGAGUCCUGUCUGUUGACUUCUGAGAAGUCACGCAGGCAGGGAACCCUAGAAGAUACUCAACAUGAGAUUGCCUCAGCUCUUUUCUGAGUGGCCACAGAAUACUUUAAACUGGGAAUGAAAAGUGUAAAUAUUAUGAGCAUGGGAUUACCUUUAUCAGUGUCUCAUCCUUAGGGUGGGGCAACUAGCUCUUUAAUUUUCAGUCUUUGCUUAAGUAUAAACAUUUAUAUCUAUAGCUAUACCCUAAGAUAAACCUUAAAUUAUGUUCCAUAGUUUUAUAUGUAAUAUGUUUAUCAUCAUUUACUCUAAAAAUAUUAACACAUUGCUUAUUCAUAAAGGUAUUUCUGAUUAUCUCCUGAGUGAUUUAGAUUAUCCUAGUAGAAAUUAGAUUAUAUUUGCUACAUACCUUUUUCUAAUUUAAUGACAUUUUUAUCAAGUAAGUGGACUUUAUGAUGUUCAGAUAUAGUAUGUACAUUCAGGUUGGUAUUUUUUUUUCUCUCAAGCUUAUUUAGCGAUAGAUGUGAAUUAAAGUCUUCCACCGUUGUUAUGGAUUGACAAAUUCUUUUUGGUAAUUGUCAUUUUUUCUUUACGUAUUUUGAUGUAAAUA
Molecule: messenger RNA, 3629 nt
Organism: Balaenoptera ricei (Rice's whale)
Lineage: Eukaryota; Metazoa; Chordata; Mammalia; Artiodactyla; Balaenopteridae
Gene: ZNF558
Product: zinc finger protein 558
Exons: 11
Coding region: 471-1766 (431 amino acids)
Biological process (GO): negative regulation of transcription by RNA polymerase II
Cellular component (GO): nucleus
Molecular function (GO): DNA-binding transcription repressor activity, RNA polymerase II-specific; RNA polymerase II transcription regulatory region sequence-specific DNA binding
Source: RefSeq, a predicted model, not a curated record